Messenger RNA from Nematostella vectensis (starlet sea anemone), 1168 nucleotides. RefSeq names its product ras-related protein Rab-7L1. Gene Ontology annotation, molecular function: GTPase activity; GTP binding. The transcript is spliced from 6 exons. NCBI's taxonomy places the organism in Eukaryota, Metazoa, Cnidaria, Anthozoa, Actiniaria, Edwardsiidae. The coding region runs from base 98 to 724 and encodes 208 amino acids. Gene Ontology annotation, biological process: vesicle-mediated transport. Gene Ontology annotation, cellular component: trans-Golgi network; vesicle; Golgi apparatus. The record is from RefSeq and is a predicted model, not a curated record.
UCUUCCUUCAGUCACUCUAUUGUCACGUGAGAUUAGCUUUCUUUCAAGAUGGCUGCCAGCGCAGGUUGAUUGUAAGUGUUUUGCGUUUGGAUCUACGAUGUCAGAAAUACUAUUCAAAGUCCUGAUCGUCGGCGACGCAACGGUCGGUAAAACUUCAUUUGUUCAGCGAUAUGUGCACGGGAAUACACGGCGAGAAUACAAGCCUACAAUAGGAGUUGAUUUUGCAUUGAAGGUCAUCCCAUGGGCUCAAGAUGCAACUGUUCGGCUUCAGUUAUGGGAUAUAGCAGGCCAAGAGAGGUUUACAUCCAUGACAAGAGUCUACUACAAGGGAGCUGCUGCAUGCGUCAUUAUGUUUGACUUAACCAGUCAACAGACAUUUAGCAGCACCAUUAAAUGGAAAAAUGAUCUUGAUAGUAAAUGCAAGCUACCGAAUGGAAAACCAAUUCCCUGCAUUCUGGUCGGUAAUAAGAGUGAUUUGUCAGCAAGACCUGUUCCCAAGGAGACUAUUGACAAACUCUGCAGAGACCAUUCAUUUCUGGGUUGGACUGAGAUGUCGGUCAAGGAGGAAGUCAAUGUCUCAGAAACUAUGGAAUACCUCAUUAAGGAAUUAAUGGAGAAUCAUGAGGAAGAAUCGAAUAGUCCUAUCCAGAAUCAACCUGAAGCAGGGGGAUUUAUUGAACUAAACAACCACCGAAAACAGCCAGAAAGACGAAUCUGUUGCUAAAAUUAUUAAAGUAUACAUAGCUUAUUAUAUUUUAAGGAAAUGCACCAAUAUAGAAUUUGUGCAAGGAGACAAAUUUAGCUUUUAUAAAUAUAUACUUGCUAUCUGGUGUAUGUGUUGUCUGUUUUAUUAUGCUGUCAGUGAGGACUUUUGUCACGAGGGCCUUUUUAUCAAAACUGCUGUAAUAAAAUAUUAUAUUUAUUUACAUUGAAUCCUUUUUUUAUUCUGUGAUUAUUACUUUUUUAUCAUUAACAAAUUCAUACAUUAUUACUUUAUUUUUGUGUUGAAACCAGAAGUAGAUUGACUGUAUAAGUCAUAUUGUUGCAACAGCAACAAUUUAUUUUAUUUGCUUCUAUAUCGUACAAUUCAGAGGCAAAAAUAAAACAUAUUUACACACUUAAAGUAGACUUAUACCUUACAUAUGAAAUAAAUAAAUAAUUCAAGCAG